ACUCCAUUCCUGUCACGCAGUCGGUCGCGGGCCGACCACGGAUUAAAAGAUUCAUUCCCUGCGGAUUCGCGAGGCCCGUCGAGGUCUUUGUGACGAGGCCGGAUCGGGCUUUUCCAUUUCUUGGUCCCUUUGCUCGAAGGCUUGAAAGACCCGCUCUGACAGUCGGCGACGAGAGAGGGAGAGCAGGGCAGGGGAGGGAGGGAGUGAGGCGGGGGGGGGGGUCGAUUGUGGCAAGUUUCUUUCGAGAGGUUGAGGAGGGCAGAGGACGAGGCUCUCGGAAGAGACGAGAGCGCAGGUUUGGCGAGGGCAGCUUAUCGCAACGAGGCUCGUGGUCGCUGCUGCUGCUGCUCUUUCUUUCUCUCUUUCUCUCUCGCUCUCUCUCUAUCUCUCUCUGUGCCAGAAUCAGGAACGAGAGCAGCGGGCGGAGCAGGGGGGGCGAGGUCAGCGAGCGCCUCGUGAUUUUGGUCGUUUGUUUUGCGACGCGGGUCGGCGGGAGGGAGGGAGUGUUAGUUGUUGGAGUUAGUGCGAGAGGCUCGUAAGCUGGCGGUUGGUGGAGAAAUUUGUGAGGGUGAUGGUGAUGGUGAUGGUGGGCGCUUGCGUUGGAGAGCGAGGUGCUGUGGCUGUUGCUGUCUAUGACUUUGGGAAUUGAGUUGAAGGUGGAAUUUGAUCCGAUCUCUUUAGUCACAGGUUUUAGAGGAUUACAGGUCGGGGAUGUGGAGACGAGCGCUGGAGCGAGGAAUGUGAGAGGUUCGCAACAGGAUGACAUCGAACGAAGGACGCCUGCGGUUGGACAGGACUUUGACAUCACCUGCGUUUUCUUAUAAGGAGAGCGUCAACCUUAUUGUUAAAAGGCAUCUUGUGAAGUCGUCUCUCGCCGAUGCUGGGCAUGAUGGUAAAGUAGGUGCGAAUGAAUUGGCUCUAGGAGGAAAAUAUUUUGAAGAAGUCGCACAGCACUGGUCCAACAAGAUUUGGACAUUUUUGGAAGCAUUGAAGAGUGCGAGCGCUGAACGCAUUGAAAAGCUCUCAGCCUCCGAAGACACCAGUGGUUCUUCGAGGGAAUGGAAGCUCAAAGAUCAGAACGAUCGUCACAGGGUGAUGUACCGGGAAGGACCUAUAGGAACGCCCUUUCAUACCCUGUGCCUGGAUGGGGUUAUGGACGGGAAUAUGGCCAAUGCUCUAUGUGUUGGCUGGGAAGUUCCGAACUACAAGGAUUGGUUUCCUCAGUUCACGGUACCCACAUUUAAAAUAACGGAGGCUAAAUGGCUGCGCAAGGUCCGAGUAGGGGAGGCUCUGUCAUUACUGCGGCUGAAAGUACCAUGGCCUGUUUCGCCAAGAGAGAUUGUCAUGUCAUCCUUCGAGCUGGAAUAUUUCGAAGAGGACAUCAUUAUUGUUCUUCUUGAAUCGGCUCCGGAUGCUGAUGAGAUUAAUGAGAAGCUCCACGGAUUCAGUGCCGAUGAUCUGCCUGCACCUUGUCAAAACGUGCGGAUGAACUUGUGUGGAGGAUUUAUAAUGCAGAAAAUGAAUGCUGAUCAGUUUUUUUUCCGUACAAUAGCUGAUCUGGACAUGAAGCUUGAUUUUGUACCUCCCAUGAUAAUCAAUUUCAUAUCCAGGCAGUUGGCCGGGCAAGGACUGAAGCUGUAUCAAAAGUUGAUCACGGCUGUAGGUCACGGAACAGGAAGUGGGAAGGUUUUUCAACCACUUUUGAAAACAGAACCUCUAUAUGAUCGAGUUAAAGAGGGUUUGGAUGCGAAGGCUGCGGCAGAUGGUGAGCCUUUCGUCUCCUUGCCCAUUGAAAGGCUACCAGCAUUUAAAGAUAGCGUGAAGGCGAAGACCUUGCAAGGCAGUAUAUUAAGAAUUGGGAGCUCCGAAAGUUACAGGGUUGUCCCUUUUCCUGUUAAAACAGAGGAGGAGGGUUCCAUUGUGGAAAACGAGAUUGUUCCGAAGGUCGAAAUUACACAGAUCUCUCAACAAUCUGAACUUCAGACGCCCUCGGCACCUCAACCUCACAUUAUAACCCAUGAACCUGUUAAAACUGAGCCAGCGAAGAGCAGCGAGAUUAAGUCCACUAAGAAAGACUCGAUAAUAGUGGAAGGAGAAGAAGCGAGAGAGUACGAAGAUCCUGAAGUGGAAUGGGCGGUGACCAUUCUGGACAAGAUGAUAGCUUACAGCCGAACGUGUGCCGUUGGAAGCGGAGCCGAUGCCACACCUAACAAUGCGACAGUUGAUAAAACCAACCCCUCCUUACUCCCAGCUGAUGUACCGAAGCCACACGUAGAAAUUUGUAGAUCGGCUGCAUUACCGACAGAUGUGACGAAGGUACAUGUAAAUAUAGAUAAGGGAAAACCUCCUCUGACUCCUGUAAAGAAUCAGAAUCUUAAGAAAGGUCAAGUUUCGAAAUCACCCCAGUCAGCUUUGGUGAAGACCCCUCAAAGACUGGUGAAGCAAUCACCGAGCAUGCUUCUGUCUAGUGGGGAGAUUGAGACUUCCGGUAUGUCAGGUUUUCUAUCAGCCAGUGAGAUUGAAGUUGUCUCUGGAUUGGACGAUACCGAUGCUGAAACUGGAGCUAGUAGCAGGAUGUCAUGUCCGUCGAGCGGGCAAGAACCUGAGGUACAAAGCAGGCGAAGGCGCAAUAGGUGGCGUUGGGGAGCCUGCUUUUCUCCCAUCCUCAUGUCCAAGAGACAUCACCGUCGUAAUAAAUCAGGUAUGGGGGACUCUGGGAGAGCGUCGGAGGGUCACUGGAGAUCCACUGUCGGCGAUUCAGGCCGGUCUCUUAACCAGCGGGGCUACGUCACCGAUGGUGACGAAAGAUAUGGUAGCCAUGGUGAAGAUUACCCGCCAGGUAGUGAUGGGCGAUUUGUUACUCUCGGUGAGCUGUUGAUGGACGAUGGGCGCUGACAAAUUUUUUUUCUUCAUUACGGCCAAUUCAAGGCCAAUCUUUGAGCACUUCUUCCGUCUUUGUAGAGGUCCGCUUAUUAACUGGUUACCUCUAGGCAGUCGGGGGAGUAAGAUUAUUGCAGGUGGACAUCAAGUUUUGCUGAUUCAUGUGGACCUUCUCUGUCAGUCAAUUAAAUUUUUUUUGCAGUAGGUAGUUUGAGGUAUAUAGUCGAUAGGAUCCAGAGAAAGUGUCAUGCAUAGGUCUUGCAUUUUCAAUGAUUGUUCUCCUGGACUUAAGUCUUGGCUUCAGUGCGACAUGAAGUGAAGGUGAUGUUAGAAUAUUUCGCUGAGUACGGCGUCUUAUUUAUGUCGCUGUGGUGCUAAUUAUUCCCCACCUGAAGUGACCAUAAAAUCUUAAAGAAAACGUCCAGGAAGUGCUAAACGAGAAAGUUUAGUCGUGGUUGCACUUCCUGGGGAUCUUCGGAGAUUGUGGGUGUAUUAUAAAUAAGCCUGAUUGAUGUGCUUAGAAGCUCAUCAUCAAUCAAACACGAGCAGACUCGGAAGGCAAUGUACUUAUAUUUUUACCUGAAUUCCAGUCACAUAUUUAUUUUCCAGCUGUCAAGCUGGAAAGUGCAUUUUUC
Molecule: messenger RNA, 3515 nt
Organism: Marchantia polymorpha subsp. ruderalis
Lineage: Eukaryota; Viridiplantae; Streptophyta; Marchantiopsida; Marchantiales; Marchantiaceae
Source: the annotation of a GenBank genome assembly